Rhipicephalus sanguineus (brown dog tick) is the source of this 695-nucleotide messenger RNA. RefSeq lists its product as uncharacterized. The transcript is spliced from 2 exons. Lineage: Eukaryota; Metazoa; Arthropoda; Arachnida; Ixodida; Ixodidae. The coding region runs from base 84 to 695 and encodes 203 amino acids. The record is from RefSeq and is a predicted model, not a curated record.
UGAGCUGCAAUAAACGGCUUUCGCAUAUCGGCGUCUUCAUUGCAACAUUGGCGACGAAGAUGGGAUGAAGCGGCACUGAAGCUAUGGCCACCACUUACGGCAAGCUGCCGGAGUUCUGCCCGGACUCGGGAAACAUCGACGUCUACCUAGAAAGGUUCGAACUAUUUGCGAAAGCAAAUGGAAUAGACGACGGAAAGAAGCUUGAAGUCUUCCUGACCAUAAUAGGAGAGAAGGCCUACGUGACACUGCGUAGCUUACUGCUGCCGAAAACGCCCACCGAAGUAAAGUACGAAGACGCCAAGAAGGUGCUGCAACAGCACUACGCCCUGAAGCGGUCUGUGGUCACCGAGCGAUACCACUUCUACCGGCGGAACCAGGAGUCAAAUGAAACCAUCGCACAGUUUCUUGUGGAAUUGAAGAGGCUCGCAGCGACAUGUUCUUUCGGAAAUUUCCUCCAAGAAGCGCUACGGGACCGCCUAAUUGCCGGACUACGGAGCGACACCAUCCGAUGCCGUCUUCUCGCCUUGCCCGACGACGAGGUCACCUGGGAACGGGUGUGCAAGGUAUCCACCGCCAUGGAGGCUGCACAGAAGGACACCCAGGACAUGCUGUGCGACAGCGCCGGGGCCAGCAACGCUCAACUGUACUGGCAAGGAAGCCAAGGGAAGCCUAACGCAACAAGCAAGGUACAGUAG